Molecule: messenger RNA, 4088 nt
Organism: Homarus americanus (American lobster)
Lineage: Eukaryota; Metazoa; Arthropoda; Malacostraca; Decapoda; Nephropidae
Product: polycystin-2-like
Exons: 17
Coding region: 98-2164 (688 amino acids)
Biological process (GO): detection of mechanical stimulus
Cellular component (GO): membrane
Molecular function (GO): calcium ion binding; calcium channel activity
Source: RefSeq, a predicted model, not a curated record
GAAACAGGAGGACAGAGAGAUCUAUGUGAGGACGACCUAAAGGGAGCUGGUGGUGUACAUCAUCUUCCUCAUCAUCCUCUGUAUCUUGACCUUUGGGAUGACCUCGCCCACCAUGUACUACUAUACCAAGGUGUUGAGUGACCUGUUUCUUGACGCACCUUUCCCGGACACCAAGAACACCUUCAGGGGGUCAACCCAGGUCAUGGAUUUCUGGAGGUUCAUGGAGAAUAUCUUGCUGGACGGACUCUACUGGGAGUAUUGGUACGACCCGACGCCCACCCCAACCGAAGAAGACGACCGUAACAUACUGUACGAGAACCGCAUGCUAGGGGUACCUCGCAUACGACAGGUACGAGUUCGAAAUGACUCUUGCUUAAUACCCGAAAACUUCCAGAGAGCCAUCAAUCAGUGCUUUGAUGUGUACUCUGAUGCUGCCAUAGACACAAAUUCAUUUGGGAACGGCAAAAACUCGACAGCGUGGACGUUCUACUCAGAGAAGGAAAUGAAUGGCUCACAACACUGGGGGAAAAUUGCAACAUACACUGGUGCUGGGAGUUACCAGGAUCUUGGCUUAAACAAGACUAUGACUAAAGCCAUUCUUGCUGAUCUGCGAGAAAACUUGUGGAUUCAGAGAGGAACUCGUGUGGUCUUCAUUGACUUCACAGUUUACAAUGCCAACAUCAACCUCUUCUGUGUUAUCAAAUUGUUGUUUGAGUUCCCUGCAACCGGCGGCGUCAUUCCCUCGUGGUCCUUCAGAACGGUAAAACUUCUCCGCUAUGUCACGGCCCUCGACUACUUUAUUUUGGCGUGUGAAUUCAUCUUUAUCUUUUUCAUCGUCUACUACAUCAUCGAAGAAGCUUUGGAAAUUAAAACACUUAAAUGCGACUACUUUAAAAGUGUGUGGAACUUACUGGAUCUACUGGUGAUAGCGAUUUCAUUGGUGUGUGUAGGCUUCAAUGUUUACUGCAUCCUCUCCAUCUACCACAAGCUUGAAGAACUCUUAUCAGACCCCAACACCUUUGCUGACUUUGAGUUCCUGGGAUACUGGCAGAUGCAGUUUAAUAAUGCCGUGGCUGUGUGUGUGUUUUUUGCCUGGUUCAAACUGUUCAAGUAUAUCUCUUUUAACAAGACCAUGACUCAGCUCUUCUCUACUCUGUCAAGGUGUGCUAAAGACGUGGCGGGCUUCACCAUCAUGUUCUUCAUUGUGUUCUUCGCCUUCUCUCAACUGGGUUACCUGCUCUUCGGUACUCAGGUAUAUGAUUUCAGCAGUUUUAUCAACGCUAUGUUCACCUUACUGCGAACCAUUCUGGGUGACUUCAACUUCCACGAGAUUGAAGAUGCAAACAGGAUCCUCGGUCCUCUCUUCUUCUUAUCCUACGUGUUCUUUGUCUUCUUCGUGUUGCUCAACAUGUUCUUGGCCAUCAUCAACGACACUUACUCUGAGGUUAAGGCAGAAAUUGCAAACCAACGCAAUGAAUUUGAAAUUGCCGACUACUUCAAGCGUGGCUACAACAACAUGAUGGGCAAACUUGGGAAGAGAGACAAGAUAAUUGACCUCCAGAAUGCCAUCAAACUCUCAGAUGCCAAUAAUGAUGGCCUUAUUACAUUUGAUGAGAUCAGAGUCAACCUCAAGAAAUGUAACUUCUCUGAUAUGGAGAUUGAAAUGUUCUUUGCUAAGUAUGACACUGAUGGGAACCGCAUGUUGGAAGAAGACGAGGUGAAGAGGAUGUUGGCUGAUCUUGAGGGACAGAAGGUGGCACUUGAUACUGGCAACUCUGACGAAAAUAAACAAAUGAAACAUGAAGAACGACCUGGAAGUGGCAAGUCAAGCAGUGGAGCAGAAACUCGGCCAAUGUCAGCCUCCUCUGGUCACGGGUCUAUUGCUUCAGUAUCAUUUGAGGAGUUUUCUGUCCUACAACGCCGUGUGGACCGCCUAGAACAUAGCAUUGGCAGCAUUGUCAGCAAAAUUGAUGCUGUUUUGGUCAAGUUAGAUACAAUGGAGAAAACCAAACACAAGCGCCGCGAAACCAUGAACAAGAUGAUGGACACUAUUACAGAGAAUGAUGGCAUGGAUGAAACGACCAAGAGGAAGAACAUGGAGAAGCUGGUCCGAAGUGAACUGGAGAAAUGGGAUGGAGACAGUCCACCCUUGGGGCAGAAGUAAGUGUGAACUGCUAAACUCCCUAACUAUGAUGUACAGCUGAAGUUGCACAGCUCAAUACUCACUGAAAACCUCUGUGGUUACUUUAAUUAUGCAGUAGAUGGGUAGUUCCACAUAGUCAUUAUAUAAUUAUAAGCAGGUGUUGUAGAUGAUGAAAGGAAGUUUGUCUCUUCAGUACACAAUGAGGACCACGGAUAAACACUCAAGUUAGUUAUAAGUUGUACUAUCAGCAUUCCAUGGCCUGAGGGAAAACUGCAUUUAUUGCUAUAGUAAUAUUUAGUUAGUAGAAAGUCACAAGUGAAGAAAGACGUUUGUAAGUGGCAAAGUGAAAAGGGAAUUGGAAGUGACUACCUGUACACGAUUUUCCUACAUUAAGGGGGAAAAAAAUUUGAAGUUACAGAUGGUAUAAAUUGUCAUUACUAAACAGUUUACCAUGAUUUUUGAUGAUGAGAAGAGGGGGGAGUUGUGCCCUUGCCACUUGUCCGUCCUUCCAUGGUAAGACACACACGCCACCAAUUACUGUACUGUGAAGCUUAUCAAUGCAAGUAGUCGGAGUGACCUGUGAUACUUUUGCCUCAGUGAUGGGCAGAUCUCAGUUGACCUGACCAUUUUAGAUACUACUAAAUUAGUCAGUAAUGUUUUAAAUUUAGAUGUUAGAUGUUCCCAGAAAUGUUGUUAAUAUUUUAAUGCCUACUGCCACUCUUGCUGGGUUAGUAUCAAGUAUGAUCAGGGUGUCAACAACCAUACAAGUACAAACUGUCAGUAAUCCAGCCAAUUGCACGUGUUGACAUUCUGGUUUAUAUAUAGGGUUCAUGGUCAUUAAUGUAUGAUGGUACAUACAACUGUAAGGGAGGGAAGGCAAUAGAGAUCUGUCCACUUUUAACAGCUAUUAAAAAUAUAAAUAAUUGUUUGUUAUUUAUGAAUGUUUGAGUUAGUCAGUCAUUAUGUUUAACAAGUAUUAUAGUCCUGGUAAGUAUUCUCUCAUCUUUUCCUGAUAACAAGCUUCAGAGGAAGUGCCUUGAAGAUUUCUAAUUUACUGAAAAUGUAGUUCCAACAAAAGAUUUAUAACCUGUUUACUGAAGAGUCGAUCAGAUCAUUCUUUUUCUUUUAAAUUAUUUCUCAACGAAUCUUUGGAAUUGAUUGAUGUUGUCAGGAUUCAUUGCCUGGUAAACUUUCUUGUAUAUAAGAUAAAGAAGAACAACAAGCAAGAGGAGAAAGUUGACAAUUAACCCCUGACAAACAGUAAUCACCUAUUGUUUUACUGUAAAUGAUAAAUCAAUACAUACACACACCAUAAACAGAAUGGUAAGGAAGGUCUUAUACAGUACUGAAGGUUUUAGGUAUUGUAUAGUAGUAUAAUAAAAUUAUAAUUGUCCAGGCUAAGAAGAUUUGGCCUCUUAAACAGUUAUGAUUGGGUAGAAGCUGUACCGUACUGUGCAUGACAAUUUGACCAGAGUCCAUGACAUAUUUUCAUGGUUCUUGGACUCUUAUUGAAGAAUAUUUUUGUUAUGUACAGUUGUCUAUCUGUUUUUAGAAUACAAUAUAUACUGUACCAUCUAUGUUGAUAUUAUGAUGGUGUGUUUUCAGUUCUUGGAGCUCAAUUAAUUUUAAUUAAAUUUUUAACCCCAUGAAAUGGACUGGUCGGAAUUAAUACUUAAUAGAAAAAGUUAAUACAAUGUAUUUACAAAGAAGACCCAAGUCUUCCUCCCUCCUGAUGUCAGACUACAGUUGUCAGUAAUCCAGCCAAAUGUGUCGGGAGGGAGUAAGACCCCUCCCCCCCCCCCUGGGUCACCAAUAUUUUGUUAGAUUGGUAGCAUCAGUAUUGAGGAUGCCCGGCCACUGUUUUAUAUAGGGGUAAAAUUACCUUUGAAUUGGCAUGAAUAUAUAUACAGUACAGGUAAAAUAUAUAUAUAUAUACUGUAUAUAU